This is a messenger RNA of Salvia hispanica, 858 nucleotides long. RefSeq lists its product as uncharacterized. The record is from RefSeq and is a predicted model, not a curated record. Gene Ontology annotation, molecular function: protein binding. NCBI's taxonomy places the organism in Eukaryota, Viridiplantae, Streptophyta, Magnoliopsida, Lamiales, Lamiaceae.
AUGGAUUGGUUCAGUUGGCUAUCGAAAACUGACCUCGAUCCUUGUCUUGUUUACGAGUACGCCCUCACCUUCACCCACAAUGAGCUCGGCCAGGACGACAUUGCCUAUUUCAGCCACGAGUUCCUGCAGAGCAUGGGUGUCUCGAUAGCCAAACACCGGUUGGAGAUACUCAAGCUAGCGAGGAAGAACAAGGGGAUGAGGACCAUACACCCGAUUUUGUGGCUCAUGUUCGCAGUCAAGCAAACCAGGAAGUAUGUGGUCAAACACAUUCAGGCACUGCUGCAUCACCAACGCUCGCCUCUUUUGGUCGUUCCGUCAAGAAACCACAGCCUCAGAUGGAAGGUGUCAAUGCUGCAGAGGAACAAGAGGCUGAGGGCUCCCCUGGGCGAGGCAGAGUGGCCAAGGAUAGGGAGUGACAGUCCCAGGUUCGUGUCUGUCCCUGGAAUUUUAAUGCUGACAAACGGGAGCCCCAUGGCUGGCUCUCAAAGCUCAGGCUCAACUCAGAGCUCAAUUUGGGUCGAGUCUGAGGCCAAUGCUGAGUCGGGCCAUAUCACAACAGCAGAAGCACUGGCUAACCCUUGGAACAGCAGCUUUUCAAGAACUUCUAUACAUUCUCCAGAUAUGGAUUAUUGGUCGAGUAGCACAGUAGAAAUCAAGUGGGAUUCGAUGUUUAAGAACUUGAAGCCGACGUGAAUGUAAGGUACCUUUUUACUGCAGCAGAACGUAGCUUUAGGCUUCUGAAACCGAUCCUCCUCUGUUGCAUUUCCUCCCUCCCCUGUAAUAAGAAGGAUCCAUGUAUGGCGAAUCGAGUGGAAUAUAUGUAUACCCAACAUUUUAUAUAUAUGUGUAAAUUCAACC